AUGGCGGAGCUAGUGGAAGGUGUUCAGUAUGGUUUGUCAUCGCAGGGAAAUAAUAGUGAUAAGUCGUUGAUAUUUGUGAAACUCACGGAUUCUGCGUAUCGUGCUAUUGAAAGCUAUUUGAAGAAUCAGAGCAAGUUUACCAGAUCACCUACUAUCCAGUUCCUAGGCAACGAGGGGACCCUAACCUUUCCGUCAUGCGAGUCCAGCCUUGGCCAAGCAGGCUUCAAGUUCAGCCUGUCGACAAACGCAGAUAUCGAGGGGCCACAAGGAAGUUUCGAAUGCGUCAAGCAGAACAGUUCCACGUCACUGGAGCCCUUGGGUGCACUACCGUGCAAAAUGCGAAUACAUGCCAAAGAUGACGUAUAUGACAGGACAAGAGACCAGUUGGCAAAAGCAGAAGAGAACCAGAAAAGGAACUGCACAAGAGAAAUAAAGCCUGGAGGUCCAGGCAUUGGCAAAAAGGUGAAAAUAAAAGUGAGAGGUAUUCCUGCUAGGAAUAUUGGCAACACAGUCCCACCUGUGCAGAAAGAAAAGGACUUGCCUGUUCUGAACACUCGGCAACCGCCCGCCAGCAAACCGUUUCCGUCAAAUGUGAAGCCGUCUACGAAUGGUUACCUUCCUGCCCACAACAGCAUGUCCAGUGGGGGUUCUCCCCAAAACUCCAUCCGAACCAAACCUUCAGGGAACACCGGUGGCCAGAAGACUGUUAACACAGAUAUCAUGCGGCGGCCUCUAAGGGAACGGCUAAUACACCUUCUUGCUGUCAGACCAUACAAGAAACCAGAAGUGUAUGAGAGACUCAGAAAAGAUGGUAUAACAGACCGCGACAGAAAGUGUGUCAGUGAUGUUCUCAAGCAGAUAGCACGCAUGACAGAGAACACAUUUCAUCUAAUGCGUAACAUAUGGAAUGAUGUACAAGAGGACUGGCCUUUCUAUAGCGAGCAGGAAAGACAGAUGCUGAAGCGCCACAAGCCGCAGAACCUCACACCCCCAGGGAGCAGUGAUGGUGGCAGCUCGGGCAGUGGACACUCUCCUACCAGCACCCACCCGGGCAGCCCACCACCACCUGUGUCUUCAAAUCUCAAGAGGCCUGGAUAUUUUGAAGGCGCAGAUGGACUACCUUCCAAGAAGCAUCGCGUAUCACAUUAUCGGAAACCAGAUCAGCAGCUGCCAUCCACGAGGACAGGAAAUAGUAAUAAUAAUAAUAAUAGUAGUGGUGGUGCAGCUGCCGGACUUCCUUCACUCCUGGAUGGGGUUAGGCAUGUCAAUACUCCAGAACGCGAUGAGGAAGAAAACAGGGACAGGAGACCAUAUGUGGAAAGGGAUAACCUUUCUUCUGAUAGGAGAACUUUUAGUGAACGAGAAGGGCCAUCAUCGGACAGGCGGUUUAGUGACAGAGAUAGUGCUUCAUCUGAUAGACGUUCCCUUGCUGAAAGGAAUAGUACUUUUGCAGAGAGGCGGCCCUUAAGUGGUGAAAACGUUUUGGAAAGGCGACCAUUAGCAAUGGAAACAGAAAGUGGCAGCUCCGACAGGCGUUACUGUGGACCGGAUAGGGGCAGUUUUUCUACUGCAGACAGAGAAAGAAGACAGUUUGCAUCUGAUACUGUUGCUGAGAGUGUGUUUAGUGUAGUGAGUAACAAGGAAAUGUCCUCCACAAGUGUGCACAGUGAUACAGUUGAUCGCUCAGCUGUUCAGUGUUUUAAUCAGUCACCUAACACUUCAUCACCUGGCAGAAGCAGUGGUUUAAAUGGCAGUAACAAAACACUGAGGGAAGAGAGUGUAUGGGGAAAGACAGAAAGUGGCAGGGUUCCAAGCCCAUCCGCCAGUGCCAGGAAUAGUGGUAGAUACCAGGACAGUCGAAAUGACAGGUGGAAUGGUAAUUGCAAUAACAGCAGUUCCUUCAGCAGAAAUGCUGGGAAUGGUAAUUACAAUGGUGUCUCCAAUAACAGUGUCAGUGGUGGUGGCAGCAACAGCAGCAAUCGCAACAUCAAUAACAAUGUAAGCAACAGGAGUAAUGCAAGCAACAACUUAAGCCAUAGUAAUAGCAACAGUGACCAGAGAAAUGGCUACUCCAGCGGCCAUGUACCUUCUUCCUCUAACACAGAGAAUACUGUUGCUGCAACAGCAGAUUCUUACUCCAGUCCCCACUGUCAACAGGAAGCUGUUGAUCAACCAUUAAAUGGCGAACUUCCAUUUGCUGAUUAUCUUUCGAACUACACAAAAAUAAUGAACAGUGAGCAACGGAGUAAAUACAAAGCAGACUUCAAUGCAGAUUAUUCAGAAUACAGAAGACUUCACUCUGAAGUUGAAAAAGUUUCUCAGAGAUUUGCUCAUUUAGAAAAGAGCUUAAACCAACAAGUAAAGUUUAGCUCUGGAUGGAAGAGCAUUCAGAAACAAAUUAUUCGGGAAUAUGAAGAAACCAAACGGGAUCAGAAGCUCCAAGGAAUCAAAAAGAGGUUUCAGUAUCUGCAUGAAAAAUUAUCACACAUCAAACGCCUGGUUUCUGAAUAUGAUGCAGCACAGAACUGGAAGAAUUACACAAAAAUAAUGAACAGGGAGCAAUGGAGUAAAUAUAAAGCCGACUUCAAUGCAGAUUAUUCAGAAUACAGAAGACUUCACUCUGAAGUUGAAAAAGUUUCCCAGAGAUUUGCUGAUUUAGAAAAGAGCUUAAAGCAACAAGUAAAGUUUAGCCCUGAAUGGAAGAGCAUACAAAAACAAAUUAUUCAGGAAUAUGAGGAAACAAAGCGUGAUCAGGAGUUCCAAGAUGCCAAGAAGAGGUUUCAGUAUCUGCAUGAAAAACUGUCACUCAUCAAACGCCUGGUUUCUGAAUACAAUGCAGCACAGAAUUAUACUGACCCUUACCUCACUCAGCACAUGAAAUGCUGCCUGUAACGUUCCAAGGGCGAUCAGUUGAGCAAGAAUCUCAUUGUGGUGAACUGACAUUGUGCUUAGUACUUUCUUGCAAGUUUCAUUACACAUUUCAAAAUGUAGCAUAGUAAUUCCUAUCAUACUUGUCACAUAUACUAAGGGCUGUUGGUCUGGAGAGGAUAAUGUGUGCAGUUAUGAUGACUGAAAGUUUUAAAAAAUAGAGGACAUUAAGUCAGUAUUGGAUAUAGCCUUCGUACUGUGUUGUAUGGUUAUUUGCUUAACUUGAAAGGUUGAAGAGUUAACUUAAGAGGAUUUUUACUUUUCCUGUCAAGGAUGUUGUUUUGAUUUUGAAAUGUGUGACGAACUGAAUUUCAGGCUUCCUUCGUAAUUGGUAAAUGUAAGAAAUUUUUGCAGACUUAAGCUCAUUGUCAAGUCAUAGAUUGCAGUCAGAAAGAUUGUUUUUGCUUGCAACGUCACCAUGAAGAAAGUGGAAUAAUGAGCUGUGCAUUUAUUUUUGGAUAAUUGUUAAUAUUAAUUACACAAUCCUGAUACAUUCACAGUGGGACAAUAAUAUCUUGUUAAUUACUGGGAACAUAUAUGUGAGGUGGUGCUGUAUCUACAUAAAAGUGAAGAAAAAUCAAUAUCUUUCCAA
Molecule: messenger RNA, 3520 nt
Organism: Schistocerca americana (American grasshopper)
Lineage: Eukaryota; Metazoa; Arthropoda; Insecta; Orthoptera; Acrididae
Product: RNA polymerase II elongation factor Ell-like
Exons: 13
Coding region: 1-2892 (963 amino acids)
Biological process (GO): transcription elongation by RNA polymerase II; snRNA transcription by RNA polymerase II; positive regulation of transcription elongation by RNA polymerase II
Cellular component (GO): transcription elongation factor complex
Molecular function (GO): cis-regulatory region sequence-specific DNA binding
Source: RefSeq, a predicted model, not a curated record